UGUAGCUAAAAUCACUGUGCUGUAGCUGUUCUCUCUCUCCCAAUUGAAGAAGGAAUAUGGCAACCAUCUUUGCUUGCACCCCUACCUCAACCAUCACCCCUGCAGCUCUUGCUCACAAACUAUCACCAAGGGUUGCAUCCCCAGUUGCCAUUGGGUUGCCAAAAAUGGAAAAGAGGGGGAAAGUGAUGUGUUCCAUGGAGAAGAAGCCUUCUGCUGAGGAGACUGGGUCAAACAUGGGCAUAGUUGCAUCAUUGGUGGCAGCAGUCUUUGCAGCUACCAUGUCAAGCCCAGCCAUGGCUCUGGUGGACGAGAGAAUGACCACUGAAGGAACCGGACUUCCCUUUGGUUUGAGCAACAACCUUCUUGGCUGGGCCCUGUUUGGUAUAUUCGGCCUGAUUUGGGCACUUUACUUUGUUUACACUUCCUCCCUUGAAGAGGAUGAGGAGUCUGGAUUAUCGCUCUAAGCCAAACCUUAUUUCCUUCUGGUGUUGUUCACUGAAAACACCAUGCUCAAAGGAAUGUAAAAAAUCAAAAGAGUUUGGCCUUCCUACUUUGUAGUAAAACUACCUUCUGCAUGCCCAACAUGUAUUCUUAUUUCUACUAAUUAUGUUUCACUUUCUCCAUUGUUUCUUCAUUGAUGCUUGAUUUGGUUAACAUGAACAUUGAUAUAUGAAAGAACAGCAGGGCCAGGAUAUUUGCGGGACCUCUGCCCUUGGCAGCUCUGCAAUGGCAUAUUUCAUCCGUUGGUACCUUUGCUUUUUAGCCACCAAUGGCUUAGGCACCUCAAUCAAUUUGCUUAGGCAAGAAAAGAAGAUUUUGAUUCCCUCCCUAUAAUUCAUGAGUGAAAUUGGAUCUAUAGAACCGUCUCUUUGUGCCUCAAUUUAAGACACGUA
Molecule: messenger RNA, 893 nt
Organism: Durio zibethinus
Lineage: Eukaryota; Viridiplantae; Streptophyta; Magnoliopsida; Malvales; Malvaceae
Source: RefSeq, a predicted model, not a curated record